AAACAAAUUCUAGUGUUCUUCUUUUUUGCCCUCCUUCGUUAUUUGUUUUUUUUUUCUCUCUCUUCUCGUUUGGUUCAAUCAAUGGGUGCAGAGGUUAAGAUCUGGAACCCCGUUGAAGUCGCAGAACAAGCUAGCCAUAACUAUGUCUCCAAGAUUCAUCCCUCGCAGCUUACCAUCGACCCUUCGCUCGAACUUCCUCAUAUGACACCUCUCGUCCUAAAUAUGUGCAAGGACAUGUUCAAGGCGUGGGCAGAUUUGGAUGAUUCUUGCUUUGCUGUUGAGAAAAUUUCCGGGGGAAUUACAAAUUUGUUACUCAAGGUUUCAGUUAAACAAGAAAAUUGUAUUGAGGAAAUUAUAACCAUCAGAUUGUAUGGACCCAACACUGAGUACAUUAUAGAUCGUCAGCGGGAAUUGCAGGCUACCAAAUUCAUCACAGCUGCAGGAUUUGGUGCUAAGUGGCUCGGCAUAUUUGGGAAUGGCAUGGUGCAAUCUUUUAUUAAUGCUCAAACUCUAUCACCUUCAGAUAUGCGGGAACCAAAGCUUGCUGCUAAAAUAGCUAAGCAACUUAAAAGAUUUCAUUAUGUAGAAAUUCCAAGUUCAAAGGAACCUCAAUUAUGGAAUGAUGUUUGGAAGUUCUUUGAGAAAGCAUCUGUUCUUGAAUUUGAUGAUAGUGAAAUCCGGAAGACUUAUGAAACGAUUUCAUUCAAGGAAAUUCAUGAUGAAAUUGUUGAGCUCAAGGGAUUGUGUGAUCUACUCAAAUCUCCUGUAAUUUUUGCUCACAACGACUUGCUUUCUGGAAAUAUAAUGAUUAAUUAUGAAGAAGAUAAACUUUACUUCAUUGAUUAUGAAUAUGCAUCAUACAACUAUAGAGGCUAUGACAUAGGAAACCACUUUGCAGAAUAUGCUGGUUUUGAUUGUGACUUCGACUUGUACCCAAAUAUAAAUGAACAAUACCAUUUCUUCAGGCAUUACUUACAACCUGAAAGACCUCAUGAGGUGCCCGAGAAAGAUCUUGAAGCUUUGUAUGUUGAGGCAAAUACAUUUUCCCUUGCCUCUCACGUUUUCUGGGCAUUGUGGGGUGUGAUUCAGGCAAAGAUGUCCCCAAUUGAAUUUGAUUAUCUUGGUUACUUUUUCCUUCGAUACAAGGAAUACAAAAGACAGAAAGAGAAGUAUUUCUUGCUUGCACGGACCUAUCUUACCGGAUGCAAGAAUAAGUAAAUGAAAGAGAUUUACUCAAUCACUUGUACGUUUUAGUAUGUCAUGUUUGUAGCAUGAAUCCCUUGAUUCAUGUAGUUUAUGUUUGCUUAAAAUUUCAUUUUAGACUUUUCAGAAUAAUGGCCUAAUUAAGCGUGUAGUUUGAGCUAGAGGCUUUUCUACCUCCUGUUGUUGUAAUCCUAGAACAGGCUAUAAAAUUGAUGUCAUUCUUUUUUCUGUACUCUGGCAUUAUAAUUUUUUUUUUGUCUUGCUCAUUCACCUCUACAAAAGUGACCCCUCACUUACAAUC
Vigna radiata var. radiata (mung bean) is the source of this 1504-nucleotide messenger RNA. Its product is annotated as probable ethanolamine kinase. Lineage: Eukaryota; Viridiplantae; Streptophyta; Magnoliopsida; Fabales; Fabaceae. Gene Ontology annotation, biological process: phosphatidylcholine biosynthetic process; phosphatidylethanolamine biosynthetic process. The record is from RefSeq and is a predicted model, not a curated record. Gene Ontology annotation, cellular component: cytoplasm. The transcript is spliced from 11 exons. The coding region runs from base 82 to 1218 and encodes 378 amino acids. Gene Ontology annotation, molecular function: ethanolamine kinase activity; choline kinase activity.